This is a messenger RNA of Danio rerio (zebrafish), 2097 nucleotides long. RefSeq names its product VANGL planar cell polarity protein 2 (gene vangl2). Gene Ontology annotation, cellular component: plasma membrane; membrane. The record is from RefSeq and is marked validated. NCBI's taxonomy places the organism in Eukaryota, Metazoa, Chordata, Actinopteri, Cypriniformes, Danionidae.
CCGCAGGCCAGACACCAGCCCACAUCCAUUCACCAGCACAGGAGGAUUUUACCCGUCCGAAAAAAGUCCGCGCUCUCCAGUCCGUCAGGCUCCAAGAUAGAUUCUCUCAGGAGUAAGGUGGAACUGCUGAAGUUGCCGCUGACUCUGUCCUCUAAAUCCCUCUCAGAGCGUAAGACUCAGCUGGGCGGAGUCACAGAGCGCUCCAGGGGCGGAGCUGGGGGCCACAAACCCCGCCCACUGGCCCCCGACAUGGAUAACGAGUCGCAGUACUCGGGCUAUUCAUACAAGUCUUCACACUCACGCAGCUCUCGCAAACACAGGGACAGGAGAGACAGACAUCGCUCUAAAAGCAGAGACAGCAGCAGCAGAGGAGACAAAUCUGUGACCAUCCAGGCUCCUGGAGAACCACUGCUGGACGCCGAGUCCACACGCGGAGAUGAUCGGGAUGAUAACUGGGGUGAAACCACGACGGUGGUGACGGGGACGUCGGAGCACAGCGUCUCCAAUGAGGACCUGACACGGGCCUCUAAAGAGCUGGAGGACUCGUCCCCGCUGGAAUGCCGUCGCUUCGCCGGGCCGAUCGUGAGCGGGGUGCUGGGUCUGUUCGCUCUGCUGACGCCGCUGGCUUUCCUUCUGCUGCCGCAGCUGCUGUGGCGAGAUUCCCUGGAGCCCUGCGGGACGCCCUGUGAGGGCCUGUAUGUGUCUCUGGCCUUCAAGCUGCUGGUGCUGCUGAUCUCGUCCUGGGCCCUGUUCUUGCGGCCGUCUCGCUCCACGCUGCCGCGCUUCUUCGUCUUCCGCUGCCUACUCAUGGCGCUGGUCUUCCUCUUCGUGGCCUCCUACUGGCUGUUCUACGGCGUGCGGGUGCUGGAACCCAGAGAGCGCGACUACAGGGGAAUUGUGGGAUAUGCGGUGUCGCUGGUGGACGCGCUGCUUUUCAUCCAGUAUCUGGCGCUGGUGCUGCUGGAGGUUCGACACCUCAGGCCGGCCUUCUGUCUCAAAGUGGUGCGCACCACCGACGGGGCCAGCCGCUUCUACAAUGUGGGACACCUCAGCAUCCAGCGAGCAGCCGUGUGGGUUCUGGAUCAUUAUUACACUGAUUUCCCAGUCUACAAUCCUGCUUUACUCAACCUGCCCAAAUCCAUCCUGUCCAAGAAGAUGUCUGGAUUCAAGGUCUACUCUCUCGGAGAAGAGAACAGCACUAAUAACUCGACGGGUCAGUCUCGAGCCAUGAUCGCCGCCGCCGCCCGCAGACGGGACAACUCUCAUAAUGAAUAUUACUACGAGGAGGCUGAGAUGGACCGCAGGGUCCGCAAGCGCAAAGCCAGGCUGGUGGUGGCGGUGGAGGAGGCCUUCACACACAUUAAGAGGCUGCAGGACGAUGAGGCGGCGGCGUCCCCCAAACACCCACGAGAGGUCAUGGACCCCCGAGAGGCGGCGCAGGCCAUCUUCGCCCCGAUGGCUCGAGCCAUGCAGAAGUACCUGCGCACCACACGCCAGCAGCCCUACCACAGCAUGGAGAGCAUCAUCUCACACCUGCAGUUCUGCAUCACGCACAACAUGACGCCCAAGGCAUUUCUGGAGCGCUACCUGACUCCGGGUCCCACCAUGCAGUACCAGCGUGAGAACGGCAGGGGGCGGCAGUGGACUCUGGUGAGCGAGGAGCCGGUGACUGCAGCACUACGUCAGGGCCUCGUCUUCUCGCUGCGCCGCCUCGACUUCGCCCUUGUCGUCACGGUGACGCCCCUCCCUUUCCUCAACCUGGGGGAGGAGUUUAUCGACCCCAAGAGCCACAAGUUUGUGAUGCGGCUCCAGUCGGAAACCUCGGUGUGAGGAGCAGAGACUCUACAGCAGCAGCAGCAGAGGGACAAACCACUCGCUCUUUACUUCUAGAUAUCACUCUUCCUUUGGUUUUAUUAUAAUUAUUACACUACAUGAACUACUCGCUGUCGGGGUCACCCCGGACUCCCUAACUGCAAUGCAUUGUUUUUUUAAUUUUGUGAAUAACAUGAUCAAGUACAGUUCCACAUAUCAGAGUGCUGCACAAACUGGACGAUUCACCAGCAGUUCUGCGUUUGCAUUAGACACCUGAGCUCGAGG